AUGAAUCGACGUUUCAGUUCUAUUAAGUCUAUAACCCACUUACUUAUCCUGAUGGUUAUGAUGUCAUCGACGUUAGCAUUAACUGCAAAUUCUUUAAGAUUGAAACCGGAGGAUGUAAUUUCAUCUUAUCGCUCAAAUCGCCAAAAGUUAGCCCCAUUAAUUUAUGGUACUUUAGGAAAAUGCGUCAAUAUGCCAAGUAAAGCCACUCAAUUUUGCUCAUCGAGCUACAUGAUACCGGAAGUUUCAGCAACUAUGGCUGCUGGAAUGGCGCAUGAAAUGAAUCUGUCUAUGGCAAUGAUAUUUAACACUAAUCCUACAGCGACUUGUCGUAAUAAAGUUGCAGAUGUUGCUUGCAGGUCAGCUUUCCCAAAAUGUGAUUCAAACGCAAAGACGGUAAGCUUUGAUGUGCAAGAUGGAGAGUGUCUUAGAACAAUUAAUGAAUGCCCACUUGCCAUUAAAUUAGUCCUUCAGCAACAACGAUAUUGCGAUUUAAGUAUACGUAGAACGAAAAAAUUGGGUAUUUGUGUUAAACCUAAAGUAACGGCUUUAAAAAAUUGUCCUAAAUCGCAAGCUGAUGUAGCAGUACCAGAUUGGCUAUCUCAUGAUUUGCAAUUUCAAGAUAAUACCAUCACUGUUGCUCAGGCCAUGUUAAUUGCUGCUAAUGUUAGUCAAGAGUGUACAAAACAGAUAGGCUAUUUCCAGUGUACCGGUCAGCCAUUUUGUGCAAAUGACAAAAAAACGGUCGUUAGCUAUGGCAGUAAACAACGAUGUUUGCAAGCGAUGCAAUGCUUACCGCCGCCGAUGCGAAGUGCUCCACAAACAUAUGGUUUCUGUGGCCUCUUCGUUGAUGAGACCGAAGCUGAAGUGUAUACGAAUUCAGCAAGUCGCGUGAUGAAAAAUUCUUUGGUUGUGGCGUUAUCAUCUAUACUUGUAUCUUUAUGGGGUGUUUUGCCACCAACUGAUUAA
Trichoplax adhaerens is the source of this 966-nucleotide messenger RNA. RefSeq lists its product as uncharacterized. The record is from RefSeq and is a predicted model, not a curated record. Lineage: Eukaryota; Metazoa; Placozoa; Uniplacotomia; Trichoplacea; Trichoplacidae. The transcript has 3 exons. The coding region runs from base 1 to 966 and encodes 321 amino acids.